CCCGUCCUCGUCGCGGAGCCCGCAACAUUUUACCCUCUGCAGCCGUCGGAAGUAGCGUCAAUUGCACUGCUUUCCCCUCUGCGAUUCGAAUUCGAAAGUUCCGGCUUCUGACUGUCUCUUCUCGCGGACGCUAGGCUUCCUCGACAUGACCUGUGAAAUCACCCAGCCAGGCACCGCUUCCCUCUCCGCCUCACACAGAUGAAUCUCCGCUCACAUAAGCCACCGAAUAAUCCGCGGCAGGGCCGCAAAUAAUAUCCCACCUGCCAUAUGGGGGAGCUAUCCCCGCCACCAAUUCGGCGAGUAGAUCACAUCAAUGCGAUUAUGAAGAUCGCGUGCGACCGUUUCUAUGCGCACCACGACAUAACACGUACCUUCGCUGCAAACUCUCCGCCAACGACGCAUGCCCUCCCUAACUCCGUGCCAUCGGACGACUGGCGCCCCCGCUCUCCAAGCGAGCACGCUCCGGUCACCGGCCCCAUUGUCCCACCCGCGCGCGAGCGUUUGCGGACAGCUAUCUCUGUGAUUCCGGGCCUCGAGGUCGUGCUCGUAGAGGAGAGAGCCAACAAGGCUGGCACGCCUCUGUCUGUUAUACGCCUGCAGCCCCUUCGAUCGCCGCGCACUCGUGCGAUAGGAACGUUCCACGCAUCGCGGGCGCACCACGAAGCGCAUAUGGGCGGCGGCGGCACAAUGGCGCAAUGGGCAGGAAGGCUUCCUUCGAGUGGAUCCAAAGUGACCUCAUUGAUCCCAGGGAGCGGAGAUGCGGCCCAGGAAGAUGAUCUCGGGCGGGAGGAAAAACAAAGUAAGGGCACUAUCACCGAUCAAUGUGAACAUAUUGACUGUCUCAUUGAACCACCCUGGUACCAUACCAUAUUUUCUACACCGACAGUAAUGCUAGCGGCCGCCACCGAUACAUGUGUCAUUGAGUGUACUAGUACUUGUCAGGGACCUACCGAUGCGAUGGCUCCCGGCCUGCUGUAUUCAAACGACACCGAGCCUCGAGGCAACCCUUGCCAUUCUAGCGCCCACACGCCGCGCGCAAUUCCAUCAUUUACACCGUCCUGCGGCAGGGCGCGGCAUGACCGCAUGGGGAAGCAUACACGCCGAACAGCCCGGCGCUUCGCGAGUCGCUAUCCUCGGAGGCCGGUAUGUGGUCGGAAGACGCAAGUUCUGGCAGUGCCCUGCAAUGAUGAGCAUGAGUUCGUGGCGCCAAGGAAGGAGCACGACGAACCUUGGGGCGCGGCACCUCUCUGCCAGAUAACGUCCAUCAGCCUCACGCCCCUUCCCCCUAGCGCGGAGCACGUACGCAAAGUCGUCUUCCAGCUCAGCGAAGCGGCGAUUCUCCCGCUCGCCCGCUGCGCACGAAUCAAGCACGGCGCGUGGCGCGCAGUCAUCGGCAGAAUUCCAUGA
Messenger RNA from Laetiporus sulphureus 93-53, 1407 nucleotides. RefSeq lists its product as uncharacterized. The transcript is spliced from 11 exons. The record is from RefSeq and is a predicted model, not a curated record. NCBI's taxonomy places the organism in Eukaryota, Fungi, Basidiomycota, Agaricomycetes, Polyporales, Laetiporaceae. Bases 268 to 1407 code for a protein of 379 amino acids.